GCUGCGAGCGAGCUAGACGGGAGGGAGAGCGAACGAGCGAGGAGCGGGCGAGCGAGCGGCGGGCGGGCGCGGAGCAUGCGGAGCGGCGCCCCGGGCGGCCUCCGGGCUUGGGCGCGGGCGAGGCGCGCGGGCGGCGGGGGCGCGGAGCUGCGCGGGGCCGGCGGCGGGAGCGAGGACGGAUCGCUGUGACUCAGGAGCCGCUCGGGAGCCGGCGCCUGGCCAGGGGGCCCCGCCCGCCUGUCGGCCGGCCCGGGCCGGCGGGGAGGCGCCCAUGCGGGGCCGCGAGGCGCGGUGAGGGCGCGCGCGGGCGGGCGGGCGGGCGCGCAGCCGCCACCAUGUCCAUGCUGCCCACCUUCGGCUUCACGCAGGAGCAAGUGGCGUGCGUGUGCGAGGUGCUGCAGCAGGGCGGCAACAUCGAGCGGCUGGGUCGCUUCCUGUGGUCGCUGCCCGCCUGCGAGCACCUCCACAAGAAUGAAAGCGUGCUCAAGGCCAAGGCCGUGGUGGCCUUCCACCGGGGCAACUUCCGCGAGCUCUACAAAAUCCUGGAGAGCCACCAGUUCUCGCCGCACAACCACGCCAAGCUGCAGCAGCUGUGGCUCAAGGCGCACUACAUCGAGGCGGAGAAGCUGCGCGGCCGGCCGCUGGGCGCCGUGGGCAAGUACCGCGUGCGGCGCAAGUUCCCGCUGCCGCGCUCCAUCUGGGACGGCGAGGAGACCAGCUACUGCUUCAAGGAGAAGAGCCGCAGCGUGCUGCGCGAGUGGUACGCUCACAACCCCUAUCCGUCGCCACGGGAGAAGCGCGAGCUGGCCGAGGCCACCGGCCUCACCACCACGCAGGUCAGCAACUGGUUCAAGAACCGGCGGCAGCGCGACAGGGCGGCCGAGGCCAAGGAAAGGGAGAACAGCGAGAACUCCAAUUCCAGCAGCCACAACCCGCUGGCUUCCUCGCUCAAUGGCAGUGGCAAGUCGGUGCUAGGCAGUUCCGAGGACGAGAAGACGCCGUCGGGGACUCCAGACCACUCGUCGUCCAGUCCCGCUCUGUUGCUCAGCCCGCCGCCGCCCCCUGGGCUGCCUUCCCUGCACAGCCUGGGCCACCCUCCGGGCCCGAGCGCAGUACCCGUACCAGUGCCCGGUGGAGGCGGCGCGGACCCACUGCAGCAUCACCACAGCCUGCAGGACUCCAUACUCAACCCCAUGUCUGCCAACCUUGUGGACCUGGGCUCCUAGAGCUCUGUUCGCCUCCGGGCGCUUGCUUUCCGUGCUUGGUGAGGCGGUGUGGGAGGGCGAUAGAUUCUGGAGUCUGUGCCGCGUACUGGAAGACUGCCCUGCCACGCUGGAGCGGCAGAACCGGCGGCGGGACAAAGUGGACAAUGGUCUGCUCGGUAUCCUUUGGGGAUUCAUUUUCAACAAGUUGCUUUUGAGAUCCUUUGGAGGCCAGGGACCGAGUCUUGAACUAGGCAAGGGAAUAAAUUAUAAGCCACCACCA
Molecule: messenger RNA, 1485 nt
Organism: Mus caroli (Ryukyu mouse)
Lineage: Eukaryota; Metazoa; Chordata; Mammalia; Rodentia; Muridae
Gene: Six2
Product: SIX homeobox 2
Biological process (GO): kidney development; regulation of transcription by RNA polymerase II
Cellular component (GO): nucleus; transcription regulator complex
Molecular function (GO): DNA-binding transcription factor activity, RNA polymerase II-specific; RNA polymerase II cis-regulatory region sequence-specific DNA binding
Source: RefSeq, a predicted model, not a curated record